This is a messenger RNA of Sapajus apella (tufted capuchin), 708 nucleotides long. It is a transcript of the gene NDUFAF2, whose product is annotated as NADH:ubiquinone oxidoreductase complex assembly factor 2. Lineage: Eukaryota; Metazoa; Chordata; Mammalia; Primates; Cebidae. The record is from RefSeq and is a predicted model, not a curated record. The transcript has 4 exons. Gene Ontology annotation, biological process: mitochondrial respiratory chain complex I assembly. The coding region runs from base 127 to 636 and encodes 169 amino acids. Gene Ontology annotation, cellular component: membrane.
UUACUAGAAGGGCUAGAGGAUGGAGGCGGGCCUGACUUCUCCGCCACCGUAGGCUGGGUAGGCAGCUGGAGCAUUACCCUUACUGCGGUUCCGGCAGCUGACAGCGCUGGGAUCUGGGUAGACGGUAUGGGUUGGUCUCAGGAUUUGUUCCGCUUCUUGUGGAGGUCGCUGUCGAAGGAAGUGAAGGAGCACGUGGGCACGGACCAGUUCGGGAACAAAUACUAUUAUAUCGCGGGGUACAAGAACUGGAGAGGACAAACUAUUCGAGAGAAAAGAAUUGUAGAAGCAGCAAAAAAAAAAGAAGUAGACUAUGAACCAGGGGAUAUUCCAACAGAAUGGGAAGCUUGGAUAAGAAGAACAAGAAAGACUCCACCUACUAUGAAGGAAAUACUAAAGAAUGAAAAAUACAGAGAAGAAAUCAAAAUAAAAAGUGAAGAGUUUUAUGGAAAAGAAAAACUCCUUAGUAAAGAGACCAAUGAAGAACUCUUGACUCCACCAGUUGACACUCAAAUUAAAGGGCAUGCCUCUGCUCCAUACUUUGGAAAGGAAGAACCCUCAGUGGCUCCCAGCAGCACUGGUAAAACCUAUCAGCCAGGAUCUUGGAUGCCACAAGAUGGCAAGAGCCCCAGUCAAUGAAUGCAUCAUGGUCAAAUCUUUUCAUGUAUAUGAGUGUGACUAUUUUAACAAAUAAAAGAAAUCAAAAGUGAA